This is a messenger RNA of Camelina sativa (false flax), 2336 nucleotides long. Lineage: Eukaryota; Viridiplantae; Streptophyta; Magnoliopsida; Brassicales; Brassicaceae. The record is from RefSeq and is a predicted model, not a curated record.
ACUUCCCUCUUUUCCAAAAUUAAAACGCGAUCGUCAUGCUCUCCGGCGAAGAUUCCGACCGUAAACUAGGGUACAUGAACCGGAACGAUGCGGAAGUGCAGCUUCCACGGACGACGGGGGUAAAAAACAAAACUCCGGCUCCGGUGCAAAUCACCGCCGAGCAAAUUCUUAGGGAAGCACGAGAGAGGCACGAUGCUGAAAUCCGUCAGCCUAUGCAGACAAUUACUAAUUCAACUGAGCUUUCCGAGUACAGACUCCGUCGUCGGAAAGAUUUCGAGGACCAGAUCCGUCGGGGGAGAUGUAACACCCAAAUUUGGGUCAGGUAUGCGCAGUGGGAAGAAUCGCAGAUGGAUUACGCACGUGCUCGUAGCGUGUGGGAACGAGCCUUAGAAGCAGUAGAUUAUAAGAACCAUACUCUCUGGGUCAAGUACGCCGAGUUUGAGAUGAAGAACAAGUUUGUCGACUUUGCGAGGAACGUUUGGGAUCGUGCGGUUACGAUCCUCCCUCGAGUGGACCAGCUUUGGAAUGAGUAUAUCUAUAUGGAAGAGAAACUUGGCAAUAUCGUCGGAGCUAGAGAGAUCUUCGAGCGGUGGAUGAAUUGGUCACCGGAUCAAAAAGCUUGGCUCUGCUUUACUAAAUUCGAAGUUAGGUAUGGUGAAAUCUAUCGUGCUAGAUCAAUCUACCAGAGAUUUGUUCUUUGUCAUCCGAAUGUUUCUGCUUAUACUCGUUAUGCAAAGUUUGAGAUGAAGCUUGGUCAAGUUGAGCUUGCUAGGAAAGUGUUCGAAUGCGCGGAGAAGGAGCUUGCAUACGAUGAUGAAGAAGCUGAGAUUCUCUUUGUGGAGUUUGCUGAAUUUGAAGAACGAUGCAAGGAAGUAGAACGGGCGAGGUUGAUUUACAAGUUUGCUCUUGAUCGUAUUCCUAAAGAAAGAGCUGAAACUUUGUACAGUAAGUUUGUGGCGUUUGAGAAACGAUAUGGUGAUAAGGAAGGGAUUGAGGAUGCCAUUGUCAGCAAAACAAAGAUACAGUAUGAAGAUGAAUUGAGGAAGAACCCUUUGAACUAUGAUUUGUGGUUUGAUUACAUUGGGUUAGAGGAGACUCUAAAGAACAAGGAUAGGAUAAGAGAAAUCUAUGAGAGGGCUAUUGCUAAUGUUCCACCUGCUCAAGAGAAACGAUACUGGCGAAGAUACAUAUAUCUUUGGAUUAAUUAUGCGUUGUAUGAAGAGAUUGAGACCGAGGAUGUGGAGCGUACCCGAAGUGUUUACAGAGAAUGCCUCAAGCUUAUCCCACACACCAAAUUUUCUUUUGGCAAAAUAUGGUUGCUCGCUGCACAAUAUGAAAUCAGGCAAUUGAAUCUCACGGGUGCAAGGCAGAUAUUAGGAAAUGCGAUUGGGAAAGCUCCAAAAAAUAAGAUAUUCAAGAAAUACAUUGAGAUCGAAUUCCGGUUGGGAAACAUAGAUAGAUGUAGAAAAAUAUACGAGCGUUAUCUUGAAUGGUCUCCUGAGAAUUGCUAUGCUUGGAGAAACUAUGCUGAGUUUGAGAUGUCUCUUUCUGAAACAGAACGAGCUAGAGCUAUCUUUGAACUUGCAAUAUCUCAGCCUGCUCUAGACAUGCCCGAGCUGCUAUGGAAGACGUACAUUGAUUUUGAGAUAUCAGAAGGGGAACUAGAGAGGACACGUGUGUUAUAUGAGCGACUCUUGGGCCGUACAAAGCAUUGCAAGGUGUGGGUUAGCUUUGCAAAGUUUGAAGCUUCUGCUGCGGAACACAAAGAAGACGAGGAAGAAGAAGAAGAUGCUAUUGAAUGCAAAAAAGACAGCAUCAGACGUGCCAGAGCGAUCUUUGAUAGAGCCAACACAUACUACAAAGACUCCACACCGGAGCUGAAAGAAGAGCGUGCUACGCUUUUGGAGGAUUGGCUUAACAUGGAGACGGAAUUUGGUAAACUUGGGGAUGUUAGUGUCGUUCAAUCAAAACUCCCUAAGAAGCUCAAGAAGAGAAAGCCAACCAGUGGCGAAGCCGGCUCUACAGAGUAUGAAGAAUACAUUGAUUAUUUGUUCCCAGAAGAAUCACAUACGACGAAUCUUAAGAUUCUUGAAGCUGCUUAUAACUGGAAGAAGCAGAAGGUUGUUAAAGCUGGGGAAUGAGUCUAGUCUAUAGUGGUUAACAUAGUGUUAUGCAACACCCUUCCAGCUUAAAAAUUAUCAUAAUGUAGUAGGUGAUGAUGUUUCUUGCGGUGUUAGUAUUAUUGAUCUAAUGAUACUGGAACAUAUAUAUAUGCUGAUAAGAACCAGACAAGUAAGAAAUCAUAUAGAUUCAGAUGGAGAAGGUUCGGCAAGGCA